GAGCUCUGCUCUGCAGCUUGCUGCAUCUCCCCCCAAAACCUUCACAAAAUCCCCAGAAAAAAAUCCAUUUCAGAACCAAAAAAAUUCGAAAGGAAGAAAAAAAUCAAGUGAAGGUCAAAAAUGGCAGUUGUUGGCCUAUCCACUGCUUUCUCUCCUCUCAGAGGUUCUUGGAUAGCCGUGAGGAUCAGGCCGGGCUGCAAGCCCACUGGAGUCAGCCUGUCCCCAAGUAGGAGGAGAAGCUCCUGCGCCGCCGCCGUCUCCGUCCGCGCCGAGGUGAGCUUCGUGGACGCCGACGAGGCGAAGAGGCUCGUCGCCGAGGAGGGCUACACGGUGCUGGACAUCAGGGACAGGACGCAGCGCGAGAGGGCCUACAUCAACUCCUCCACCCACGUGCCCCUCUUCAUCGAGAACCAAGACAACGACAUUGGGACGAUCGUGAAGCGCCAGUUGCACAACAACUUCGCCGGGCUAUUCUUCGGACUGCCCUUCACCAAGCUCAACCCGGACUUCGCCAAGACGGUGAAGGACAAGUUCAAGCCGGAGAGCAAGCUGCUGGUUGUAUGCCAGGAAGGGCUCAGGUCAGCAGCAGCUGCAGAUGCACUGGAGAGAGAAGGCUUCCAAAAUAUUGCAUGUAUCACAUCAGGUCUUCAGACAGUGAAGCCAGGAACGUUUGAAUCUGUCGGGAAAACUGAGCUGCAGAAUGCAGGAAAAGCCGGCCUCGUAACUGUACAAGGAAAGAUUUCAGUAGUUCUCGGGACUGUACUUAUCAGUGCCUACCUGUUUAUAACAUUUUUCCCGGACCAAGCUGAGAAGCUCUUUGACUUGGCUGGCAUCAGUUUGUAAUCACAACUGAUGCCCCAUUCAUAUUGGUGCUCCAAUUGGAGGGUCAAUGUUUCCAUAAUCAGGAUAACUGUAUGAUCAAGUCGACUUAGAGGAUUUCGGGCUGAAAAGAUUGGCUCUGUGUACUAUAUAGGGAGUUUUGGGCAAAUCAGAGCAUAUUGUUCUUCGAAACAUCUUUUUUUUUCCUCCAUGUACCUCCUUUUCAAUUGUAUGCUUUGAUUCAUCUGUUUGUAUGUGUUGCUUCAUGGAAGUAAUUACGUCUCUGCUGAUAUGAUUCAGGAUUUUAAUAGAAGUGUUUUAUCCAACUUGUCAUGCUCAGAUCCACCGCAGAACAUUGAUUCUGAAAGAUUAUGUAGUACUUGAUACCAAUUGCAGUUGCAGAUGAAGUGAUUGUGAGCCUGAAUGCAAA
This is a messenger RNA of Setaria italica (foxtail millet), 1249 nucleotides long. Its product is annotated as rhodanese-like domain-containing protein 9, chloroplastic. The coding region runs from base 121 to 843 and encodes 240 amino acids. The record is from RefSeq and is a predicted model, not a curated record. The transcript is spliced from 7 exons. Lineage: Eukaryota; Viridiplantae; Streptophyta; Magnoliopsida; Poales; Poaceae. Gene Ontology annotation, cellular component: chloroplast.